CAAUCUUUUAUAUAUAAAAUAUUAAUAAAUUAAUAUUAAUAUAUUAUAAAAGAGCUUUUAUAAACUUUUAUAAAAAAAAAAACAAAUAACUUUUGAUAUGAGAAGAUGAUUCAAGAAAGAAAUGAUCCAAAAGUAGAGUACUAGACUUAACUUCAUCGAAAAAGAUACAAUAUUGCGUAUACCUGUCUAGUUCUUUGACAAGGUCCCAUCAUAGUAUUAUAUUAUUGCAGUAAAUGCUUACAGGAGCACAAGACCAAAACGAGUAUAUAAACAACAGACUCAAGCCAUCUCAUCAUCACAACAAACAACCAAACAAUCAUACACAACUUCCAAACUUUACAGUUUUUAAAAAUUUCAAAUCUCAACAGUCCUCCAGUCAACUUCGACAUAAUGGCACCAACGAAAGAAAUCCUCGUCAUCGGCGGCACAGGUGCUCAAGGUAUUCCUGUAGUGAAAGGUAAGUGACCUCGCCCAAAUAGACCAGUUCAAUUCAUUAAUGACAUGAAUGUAGCCCUUGCUGGGAGUGGACGAUACACUGUCCGAGUCUUGACUCGAGACAUCAACUCUCCCCGCGCUCAGGAACUCGUCGCUCUGGGAAAUGUGACUCUUAUCCAGGGCCAUCAGGAUAACCAAAAAGACCUUCACAAGGCUUUCCGUGGCGUGUAUGGCGCCUGGGUUAACACCGAUGGCUUUACCCUCGGGGAGAAGGACGAGCUCUUUUACGGUUUCAGAGCGUACGAGAUUGCCCGAGGCGAGGGUGUACAACACUAUGUUUGGGCUAACAUUGAGUAUGGCCUCAAGAUUGCCAACUGGGAUGAGGAUUAUCACUGUGGUCAUAUGACCAGCAAGGCAAGAAUUGGCCAGUUUAUCCUUGCCCAGGGACAAGAGGGGAUGAAGACGUCACUCUUCACCACUGGGCCGUACAUGGACAUGCUCCUGGGUGGCUUGCUCGUACCCAUUGAAGAUUCGGAUGGGACUUUUGUAUGGGCAAAUCCCUCAAGUAAGCGCUCCAAGCUCAAAAUGUCUCUGGCGUAGAGUGAGGCUAAUUUAAUUCCAGAGGACGGCAAAAUCCCUUUUAUUGCCCUUCAAGAUGUAGGGGUCUACAAUCUUUGGCUUUUUGACAAUCCGUCUGAGGCCGCUGGUUUUGACCUGUCAGUUGUAACGGAUAGUGUCAGCUUUGCAGAGGUCGCGGAGACCUUCACCAAGGUCACGGGCAAGAGAGGUGUGCACAAGUAUAUGACCGACGAGGACUAUAAGAAAGUGGCUGAGCCGUAUCCCGGUGCCUAUGUCAACUGGAGCCUUGGUCCAGAUGUACACCGAGAUGAGUCUGUCAUGCUCUGGGCGGACAAUUUCGCGGCAUGGUGGCGCUAUUGGGGCGAGGGCGUUACGCCCCAACGAGACCUUGGUAUCCUGGAUCGCAUCCAUCCUAAUCGCAUCAAGAGUCUGGAAGAGUGGAUGAAACUGGUUAAAUACGAUGGGAAGCGCAGAAAUGUGCUAAAGAUGGUUGAAGACUGGGAAGUGAAGGUAGGUGCUCCGUACGAGCCGGAGAAAGCCGCGGCUCAGUGAAAGAGCUUAUGGUUUAGUUUCACAAAGAGUCGUGGAAGUGAAUAAUCAUAGAUAGUCUGUCAAUUCUGUGGAGAUUUAGGCCGGAAAUAUCUCUCUCGCGUGUUGUAGUGCUAGCUGAGCCUGGCGGCGGCAUCAAAGUUUAGCUCGCCCAUAGGUCCAUAUCACGCGGGGGAGGUCUGUAUCACUAGUCGUUACCUACUCUAUAGCAUAAACUUUUCUAGCAUAAGGAUGCGACUUUUGAUUCAGAGCAACGAUGUGACAGACCAAAAUGUGCAACGAU
Messenger RNA from Sclerotinia trifoliorum, 1846 nucleotides. NCBI's taxonomy places the organism in Eukaryota, Fungi, Ascomycota, Leotiomycetes, Helotiales, Sclerotiniaceae. The record is from the annotation of a GenBank genome assembly.